Messenger RNA from Triticum urartu, 1076 nucleotides. Lineage: Eukaryota; Viridiplantae; Streptophyta; Magnoliopsida; Poales; Poaceae. The record is from RefSeq and is a predicted model, not a curated record.
UCUGAUUUUCCCACGUGUUUCUUCCAGCUGGGGACUGUGUGCUAAUGAGAUCAGCUGAUACAUCAAAGCCACCAUAUGUGGCAAAAGUUGAGUCCAUUGAGGCAGCAGGGUCUCGAGGCACAAAUGUGAGAGUACGGGUUCGAUGGUACUAUCGUCCAGAAGAAUCCAUUGGUGGGAGGCGACCAUUUCAUGGUUCCAAAGAGGUAUUCCUCUCUGACCACUAUGAUGUACAGAGUGCUGACACAAUAGAGGGAAAAUGCAAUGUCCACAGCUUCCGUAGCUACACAAAGCUUGAUUCUGUGAAUGCCGAGGACUUCUUCUGUCGCUUUGACUACAAAUCAGCAUCUGGCAGUUUCGUGCCCGACCGUAUAGCUGUGUUUUGCAAGUGUGAGAUGCCGUACAAUCCUGAUGACCUUAUGAUCCAAUGUGAGGAAUGCUCUGACUGGUUUCACCCUUCUUGUAUUGGAAUGACCAUUAAAGAAGCAAAGAAACGAGAACACUUUUUCUGCCAGAGCUGUACUGCUGAAAAUGGGAAGACAACUGAGAAUUUUCAUGAAGCCACGGCAGAGUCAGAAGAAAAGCUGGUGGAGUCGAAAAGGCGGAGAAGGUGAUGGGCUGGAUUAAUUUGAUGGAAUUCCCACACGGAUAUACAAACUACAUAGCCUUCUAGUAUGAGGUCUGUGGUGUUGUUUGUGGCAGUCUGUGACCCCUUCUAAUGUCAGGCAUGCAGUGUACAUAACGUGCAACCUGAGAUUGUUGUAUUAGGAGAAAAUAGAAUUUGGACGCUAGUGUCAGAGUUUGAGCAGUAUGGCACCAUCAAGAUCCCUUGUGAUCUUCCCUCAAAAAAAAAAAGAUCCCUUGUGAUCCAUUCUGCAAUGGGGCCUGAACAGCCUUUUACGUUUGUGAGAGUCGAAUCUUGUGUUGCCAUGUGGAAUGUUUGUCUUUGUUUCAGAGCAACUCGUGGUGCAGUAUCUGUGUAGAAGGGGAUCUGAUUUUUAGCAUUUGAUUUAGCUGUGUAAUUUUUAUAGAACUAUUGUUGCUUAAGAUCGUUAAUAAAGCUGGAAAAAUUGGUCUCA